AUGGUAAUCUACUCUUCUUUACACUGUGCCUUGAUAGACGUCAUUUUGUUCCUUGGAAAACAAAAAUACAGUGCACUGAAUCGCCGUCUUAGUUAAAAUGCCGUGCGAGAGUUAAAAACUUAAAAUAAUCUGACCAUUGGCAGAACUACCAUACAUAACCGAGGUUUCGCACUUCUAGUUAAACUCAAUCCUGAGACUCGACAACAUAAAAAUAUAAGUUUUGAUCCGACAUUACUGUGGGGAUUCUUUGCCAUUCCUCAGAGCAGGAUAAUGGUAUCAGUGGCCAUUACAGUGCCCCUAAGUCCACUUCGAUUGCAAAAGAGUGUCGAGCGCGAUUUCAGUAUGUUCUGAAGACACUCUUAUGCCGUUCUGCAGAGUGGUAGAUAUAUUAAUGCAUAUAAAGCCUUCCCUCUUGGAAGGGAAUAAAAUGAAUAAGCUCACGAUAUAACUGGAAAUAGGGGAAAAUGGGGACAGUAGUAAAGAAAAUGAGCGAUGGAAGAAUAAUAAUACGAUCAAAGGAAGCACUCCAGUAACUUAACGCCGGUCAUAAUCGAGGUAGACAUUUGUGAAUUAGUUGGGCGACGAAGAUGAUGUUCUUUAAUAUACAAAGCCUGCUCGGUCGAACGAAAUUUGCCAGAAAUUUGGUUAAGUAGUGCUCACCAGACAGGAGAGAUUUAACAGGAAAGUGACUUUCCAAAUCAACUAGAGAACUUUAGGUAUCCAUCAUACGUUAUCAGUACUUUAGAAGGCACAAGAGAAGCCGAGGAUAACUUUGCCUUUUUAAUUGUAACUGCAAUUCCAUCGCAGUCCCCGAGCAGAACAGCAUGACACCCGAAAUGGAUCUUUUUUGUAACUAUUUCCAAUACAUACGUUCGCCAUUCUCACUUGCGGUUAUGUAUUGUCUCAAAACCGGACUGCCAAACGCCAUAUCUUUCUCAUAACUAAAGUGAACGACACCUGCUGAAUGGGGAUAUUCAUCUUGUUGGAAAAUAAUAUUUUGAGUAUAUACUAGUAGAUUAAAACGGUGUUGGGCAUAUUUCUGGAGAUGGUAGAACAAGAGCUAUUCUGCCAGAACCUAGCAUUCGGGGCAAACGAUAAGCAAGGACAACGUCCAAACUGUUCAGGUCUCAGCACAGCCCGAGCGGAGAUAGCGUUUUCGAAAGCUCUUCAGUUGCACACAGGCAGGACACACGAACAACUAAUUCGAACACUUUUGCGGACAUUUUUUUUAUUCAGCCCAUAUUUUAUUUUUGCAAAGCAAUUUCCAUUUUUCGCAAACACACGUGAAUUUGUUUCCUCGCUUAGCCACCGAAAAAGGGAGGAAAAAAGGGGGAAAAAAGUGGAUCGAAGGAGGAGAAACCUAUCGAAGGAAAUUCAGCCGACAAGGACUCCGACAAAAAGAAGGCGAAAGAUCCUGCAACUAAGGAGAAACCACAAGCUACUCCUGUAUCAAUACCUCGCCCUGUUGACAUCCUUGAUCCACCAGCAAUAGAUAAUCUCUACUAUAUUGCCCAUGACGUGGCUUCGGCAAUGGCUUACCGUAAUUACGGCUGGCCCCUUGGCAAGAAGAAAAAGAAGAAAUUUUAG
Messenger RNA from Spirometra erinaceieuropaei, 1587 nucleotides. NCBI's taxonomy places the organism in Eukaryota, Metazoa, Platyhelminthes, Cestoda, Diphyllobothriidea, Diphyllobothriidae. The record is from the annotation of a GenBank genome assembly.